This is a messenger RNA of Ornithodoros turicata, 1622 nucleotides long. RefSeq names its product cyclin-Y-like protein 1 (gene CycY). Gene Ontology annotation, molecular function: protein kinase binding; cyclin-dependent protein serine/threonine kinase activator activity. Gene Ontology annotation, cellular component: plasma membrane. Gene Ontology annotation, biological process: regulation of canonical Wnt signaling pathway; regulation of cyclin-dependent protein serine/threonine kinase activity. The transcript is spliced from 6 exons. NCBI's taxonomy places the organism in Eukaryota, Metazoa, Arthropoda, Arachnida, Ixodida, Argasidae. Bases 207 to 1199 code for a protein of 330 amino acids. The record is from RefSeq and is a predicted model, not a curated record.
AUUUACCAGCCACAGAAGGCGCCACUGCAAGUACUAGGCCUAUCCCCUGUCUGCUGCUCGCUAUGGCAAGUUAGAAGCAGUAAUUUUUAAUUUCAUAUGGAGGGUGUUCACAAAUGAAGAUGGAUUUGACAUUGUGCCUAUCAGCUCCUCCUCUGUGUUCAAGGGGGUGCAAUGCUGAGGAGACCUACUAGGCUCUGUGGUGAAAGAUGGGGGGGAGCCUCUCCUGCUGCUCUGCCCCGAGCCCCCGGCCCCAUCGUAAAGAGGACAGUGGUGACCCUCCGCAUUCAGAAGAGAGUGCCUCUAACCUUCAACACAUCAGUGAACGUGAGCCAGAAGAUUUUGACCAGGAUCCUUCAACUCACCCAACAGCAGGUCCACUGUUCAUGCAACGGUCUCGAAGUGACACUAGGAAUUGCAAAGAGAAGAGGAGGAGUCAAGUAAACCUUCUUGAGAGCAGAGCAUUGAAGAAGUCCAACUCGUGCUCAACCAUCUACUUGGAUGACAGCACUGUGAGCCAGCCAAACUUACGAUCGACACUCAAGUGUGUGACUUUGGCCAUCUACUACCACAUCCGGCACCGUGGCUCGAGGCGCACUAGCGACAUUUUUGAUGAACGCAUACAUCCCCUUAGUCGUGAGGCUGUUCCUGAUGCUGGACGGGACCCCGACCACCGUACUGUUUAUCGCUUUGUGCGCACUCUGUUCAGUGCUGCUCAGUUGAGUGCAGAAUGUGCCAUCAUCACACUAGUCUAUCUGGAACGUCUGCUUACUUAUGCCGAGAUAGACAUAGCACCCUGCACGUGGCGUCGUAUUGUCCUGGGUGCCGUGUUGCUUGCUUCGAAAGUAUGGGAUGACCAGGCUGUUUGGAAUGUGGAUUACUGCCAGAUUCUCAAGGAGAUCACCGUCGAGGAUAUGAAUGAGCUUGAGCGUCGCUUUCUUGAACUUCUCCAAUUCAAUAUUAACGUGCCAGCUAGUGUUUACGCCAAGUAUUACUUUGAUCUGCGCACACUGGCUGAUCAAAAUGACCUGGCAUUUCCAACGGAGCCCCUCAGCAAGGAACGUGCACAGAAACUUGAGGCUAUGUCAAGAGUGUGUGAAGAUAAGCUGGGUGAACUGCACCGUAAUGGUUUCAAAAAGUGGUCAAGUCUGGAUAACUUGAACAAUGUUGCUGUGCGUAGAAGUGCUGCCAUUUUAUCUUGAUAAAGUCAUUCACAGUUUAUGUGGCUGCUAAAGCAGGACGCUGUAAAUUCUGGUGUUUCAAAAUGGCAUAUCCUGUUUUAUUUUGUCCCAAUUGUCUUAGAACGAAGACUGAUUGAACAAAGUGCUUGCCACUCAGCAGUCUAAUUUAAGCACUUCAUGGCUUUGUUAUUCCUGAACCACUGCGCAGCAUCACAACUGAAAUGUUUCAUGGUAUUUAAUGUCCUCCUUUUGCUUAUUGCAUUCCAGGGGGUAAGGUACAUAAAAGACAAGGUGAAUUGUUGAUUUUUAGGUAUUUCCUUACAGUGUACAGGUGCUGUUCUUUUUAGCUGGUUUAGUUGCAAUCAGUGGAUAAGUCUUAAAACAUCCCAAUUUCGUACAGUUACACUUGUAAAUUUCUGAAAAUAAAUGGAUGAUCUUACUUAG